This is a messenger RNA of Daktulosphaira vitifoliae (grape phylloxera), 1446 nucleotides long. RefSeq names its product transcription factor E2F5-like. Bases 290 to 1324 code for a protein of 344 amino acids. Gene Ontology annotation, biological process: regulation of transcription by RNA polymerase II. Gene Ontology annotation, molecular function: protein dimerization activity; RNA polymerase II cis-regulatory region sequence-specific DNA binding; DNA-binding transcription factor activity, RNA polymerase II-specific. Lineage: Eukaryota; Metazoa; Arthropoda; Insecta; Hemiptera; Phylloxeridae. Gene Ontology annotation, cellular component: RNA polymerase II transcription regulator complex. The transcript is spliced from 8 exons. The record is from RefSeq and is a predicted model, not a curated record.
UAAUAAUCAUGAUUUGUAUUUAGAAUCUUGAUACUUUGGUUAAUCUAAAUAAUAAUGUAUAAAUAUUUUUAUGGACAUAUUUUUUAACAAACAUAGCAAAUGUUUAUUUAUUAUAACGUUCAUGCCUCUAAUAUUAUAAUUUUAAUUAUUUUUAUCUGUCAGUAGAUAUGUUAAACACAAAUUUAUAAUGUGAUUGUUACUCUGCAUGAAUUGAAAAUACUAAGUAUAUUUCUUAGUUAAAUAACUUGUAUUUCUUGCGGUGAAUAUCAAUUUAUAAAAAAUCAUCAUUAUGGAUGACCAAAAUCUUUUGGAUUUAGUCGACAGCAGUGAUGAUGAUGAUACUCAAUCAUUAUCAGAUAAAUACAGCUCUAAAGUAUUGACUGUUGAAGAUAUGUUAUUAGGCAAAGGAAGGCAAGAAAAAUCUUUAGGAAAUUUGGCUACAAAAUUCGCAGAACUUCUGAGAAAUUCUCCUGAUGGUGUGAUGCAUUUGAAUAAAGCUACAGCAAUGCUCGCAGUAAAACAAAAAAGAAGAAUAUAUGACAUAACAAAUGUUCUUGAAGGUAUUGGUUUAAUUGAAAAGAAAACAAAAAACCAAGUUAGAUGGAGAGGAUUAGAAACUAGCGAAGAUGAUAAAACUGUAGAAAUGAGAUCAAUAUUACAAGAUGAAAUACAAACUCUCAAAUGGCAAGAAGAAAUAUUAGACAAACAAUUAGAGAUUCUUAGCCGCGAUUUCAAAGUAUUAAAAGAAGAAAAGUCUUUUUCUCGAUAUAUGUAUUUAUUAAGUAGUGAAAUAUCAAAUAAACAACAAAAAAAAUCAGUUUUCACUGUUCAACCUAUGGAAGCCCUUAGAGGAGCUAGUAUAUCUAUUCCUCGAACAAAGUUUAAUAGAAAUUAUAACAUUAAAGCAUAUGACAAAAGCAUGCCUUUUAGAAUACAGUUUAAUUCUAAAAAUGUACCAGUUAAUAUGAAUCUAAUUUCUUUCAAAGCAUUUGGUCGACCUAUGAAUAAAAGAUGCAAUGAAGAUUCUUCAACUAGUAGUUCAUGUAAAAAAACACAUUUUGAAAAAUCAACAGAUGUCCUCAAUAAUAUUGAACCAUUUCCUGAUGAUACAGAAGUAGAAGAAGUUAUAGUAUUAAACAAAGAAGGAAAACAAGUAGAAAAAAAUAAAGAUACAUUCUCAAUUACAAAUGAUCAUUACAUUCAAGUUCCUCCACGUUAUGACCCAGUAUUUAGAUUAAGUCCUCCUCCAUCAGACAGUACUUUCAAUUAUCUCAUUGAUCCUUCAGAAGGUGCAUUUGAAGCUUUUGAUAUUUCACCAAAAUAGAUUUUAAAUAAGUUAUUCAUAGUGAAAUUUUGUUAUAAUAUUAAUAUUGUUUGUAUCAGUUAAACAUAUCACUAAAAAUAUUUAUUUAUGGCUAAAUAAAUGAGCAAUAAUUGUUUGUUUUA